AUGAGUGAGAUAUCUGAAAAAAGUGCUGAGCCGUUCGCAACAGCAAGGCUUCCACUCUAUCACGGUCCCCUCGUCAAGGUUCGAAUCCAAGAUACUUGCGAAUAUGAAAUCUCCAAAGCACUCCUCUGCGCAGAGUCUCCGGUUUUCACCGCCAUGUUCGAAGGCUCUUUUCUAGAGGCCCAAGAGCAAGCCGUGGAUCUAGAGCUAAUGGAAGGCGUUAUCUCGAAGCGGAGCGUUGAGGCACUCUUUCAAUGGCUUUACCUUCGGGUUGUCAAGUUUGAUAUCGAGGACCCCAGAGAACACAUUUGGGCCGCCAUUGAGCUUGCAAGGCUUGCGGACAGAUACGGGAUUACCGGAAUAGAAUCCCAAACAGCCGAAUACAUCAAUGAAAUCAUUGUUGACAAUCCGGAUCCAGAUUACGAGCUGGAUCCAGGCGAGCUAGCCUACAACCAAAACUUCUUGCUACGAGAGGAACACAUUAUUUCGGGAAUUCUCUUACACUAUGGCCAUCCCGUGCGCCGUGCUUUGGCUAAUUCCUGUGUUGCUGACUUUCUUGAACACUGUCCACAUAAAUUUGCCGACACAGCUCGAGAGUAUCCCGAAUUUGCAGCCGACCUUCUCCACGAAGUGAGCCUAGCCCUGGACAUUCUGAGAUGGUAUCCCGGGAUUGAUUUGGGAAGUCUUCCUCCUCCUAUUACCCAUGGCAUAUGA
This is a messenger RNA of Penicillium crustosum, 711 nucleotides long. Its product is annotated as BTB/POZ domain-containing protein. The transcript is spliced from 2 exons. The record is from RefSeq and is a predicted model, not a curated record. Gene Ontology annotation, molecular function: protein binding. Bases 1 to 711 code for a protein of 236 amino acids. NCBI's taxonomy places the organism in Eukaryota, Fungi, Ascomycota, Eurotiomycetes, Eurotiales, Aspergillaceae.